Molecule: messenger RNA, 1305 nt
Organism: Cylindrotheca closterium
Lineage: Eukaryota; Bacillariophyta; Bacillariophyceae; Bacillariales; Bacillariaceae
Source: the annotation of a GenBank genome assembly
AUGAGUGAUAUUACCAUUACACUUUGCAAUCCUCAGACUGGGCAAUCUGAGUCAAUUCCUGUUGCCAACACAAUGACGAUCGGUGAAGUAGUUGAGUUUGGAAAGGCCCUACUAGGAAUGGAUGGCAACCUCAUCAUCGCCAAAGACGGAAAACCUCUGGCCUCAACAACUCAGUCGCUAGCACAAGCUGGCGUUGCGAAUGGAGAUUUGCUUGUCGUAAUGCCUCCAGCCGCUCGACGCCCUGCUCCUGCACAAGCUCCAGCCGGUGGGUUAGACUUUUCCAACCUGCUGGAAUCAACAAGCGCACCUGCUCCCGCUGCUGGCGGUCUGAACUUUAGCAAUCUUCUUGGGGCAUCCAGUGGAAAUGCCGAUAAUCCUUCUACAGUGUUUUACGCAGGCAUGAACUUGCAAGAUGCCAUGGACGCAAACCCCCAUCCUAAAGCAAUUGUGAAGCUCCUCCAGGAACAGGUAAAUCUUUUCAAGGAGCUGAACUUUCGAAACCCUGUUCUUGCACAAAAGAUCAAAGGUCUCUCGUAUGACGAGGCUGUACAAGUCUGGAGGGAGUAUGUGGUAAAGGGCAGUAUCAAGACUUCUUUUGCGAUUUCGCAAUCCUUGAACAAAGAAAAAGAUUUCACCAAACGGCUUCGUGAGAACCCCAAUGACACCGAAGCUAAGGAAUACUUUGACAAGAAGAAGAAAGAGCGUGAAGUCGACGAGCAAUAUCGUCAAGUGAUGCAAGAGUAUCCAGAGAGUAUGGGAAGAGUUCUGAUGCUUUACAUUGAUGCCAAGAUCAAUGAGCAUCCAAUACAGGCAUUCGUUGAUUCAGGAGCCCAAUCGACAAUCAUGUCCAAGAAGAUGGCAAGGAAUUGCGGUAUUCUUGACUUGGUAGACACAAGAUUUGCGGGUGUUGCAAUGGGUGUGGGAACAGGAAAAAUAUUGGGAAGGAUCCAUAUGGUACAACUGCAAAUCGGACACAUACAUUUCCCUUGUAGUGUAACAGUAAUGGACGAUGCUACUAUGCCCAUGGCAGGCGGUGACAAAGACAAAGCAAAACCGCAGGAUAUGGACUUCUUACUGGGCUUGGAUAUGUUGAAGCGACAUACCUGUUCAAUAGAUUUGACACAAGGGAAGCUCAAGUUCCGAUUAUCUCCUACGGAAUACCUGGAAACUCCUUUUCUUCAUGAAAAGGACCUCGAUCAAAGCAAGGGUGGUACCAAGGGUUUCGACGCAACCAAAUCGAACGAGGAGUUGCUGAAAGCUCAACAGAAGCACGACAAAGACGAUUCUAAUAAGAUGGAGGAGUAG